This is a messenger RNA of Penicillium atrosanguineum, 1320 nucleotides long. RefSeq lists its product as uncharacterized. The record is from RefSeq and is a predicted model, not a curated record. Bases 1 to 1320 code for a protein of 439 amino acids. Lineage: Eukaryota; Fungi; Ascomycota; Eurotiomycetes; Eurotiales; Aspergillaceae. The transcript has 2 exons.
AUGUUGCUGCGCCGACAGCAGCAACCUCACUGGCUUUGGCGCCAUAAGCGCAGCGAGACAAAGCUACAGAUGAUCCUCCAAUCUCUACAAGGAUCUACUGAAGACCAGAUCACUGCCGAAAAGGCACAGCACUGCGGCAUGCAACUGAACCCUCUCGAUUUCGAGACUGGCGAUACCUCGCCCUUUGUAUCACCUUGUUUCGCUCCUCGAGAUGACGACAGCCUCCUCAUCAGGAAGACUCGAUUCCAGUUACAAAAGAGCAACUUCUUUCGCUGCUGCCUUGGUACUGGCGCCAAGUACCAGAACAAGUCCCCGCGCCAGCGCAAUAAUCUCCUUCGAAGCGUGCUCGUCGAAACCUUCAAGGACUACCGCAACAUCGCGAACCGAUCUCGCAAUAUCGUCGCUGAUCUGCAUCAUUAUGAGUUUGAUUCACAUUCAAUUUACUCCGACGACGAAUUUGGGCCGAAUCUAACCAUGAACACUGACAGGGAUGACGGUUCCCUCGAUAGAGCGAUCCACCACAACGGCAAGCAAGCGAAUCUCCGAGUAGUGACUUCUCAUGAGCUCCGAUCUGAAAACCAUCGGAUGCGUCAUAACCACCAAAUUAUCACUAUUUCCAUCAACGAGCGACCCGGUGCUCUUCCUUCAAUUACGGAGCUUCAAGUUCUGGCCACCCAGAUUCGACAAGCUAUGCGCUUCGAGCGAAAGCUGGGUCAAUUCAACAAUCCCCGCAACAGACACAGUCAGCCCAGAAUGGUCAAAUACGAGUUCCCGACUCUGGUCACCACCAUCUAUCGCAGAGGCUACGUCCGAGUCAUCUACGGCUACAUGGACGGCACACUCAAAAUCCAAUACACGGAGCCGCAACAAAUUACCGUUGACAACUUCGAGUCAAUGAUGAAAAAACUCCUUCAAUGGAACCUCCCCGAGACACAAGGCGAUCCCACAAAAGUCGUCACACUCCCAACAAUUCAAGAGGAAGAAGAAGACCCAACAGUGCAAGUCACUCAAAUCUCAAAAACAGCGCAGUUGACAAAACAGGAAAUCACCCAAAUCAAUAACUUCCUGCAACGCUGCCUCGAGCCUCGGUCAAGUCUCACUAAUCCCUGGCUCUACAAAUCACUCUCACGCAACAUCAACCACAAUAACGUCCGCUCCAAAUACACCUUCUACAACUGGGCUUACAAUCCCUGCGCGCUGCCAUCUCCCAUCGCAUGCAAAAAAAUUGUCUGCAAAAAACCACAAUCUCCCAAACCCAAACCCAUAAAACGGGUUUGGGCCUUAGGCUCUGGUGAUCAUGUAUUGACUUCAUUCGGUUGA